Octodon degus (degu) is the source of this 2583-nucleotide messenger RNA. It is a transcript of the gene Amer3, whose product is annotated as APC membrane recruitment protein 3. The record is from RefSeq and is a predicted model, not a curated record. Gene Ontology annotation, biological process: regulation of canonical Wnt signaling pathway. Lineage: Eukaryota; Metazoa; Chordata; Mammalia; Rodentia; Octodontidae. Gene Ontology annotation, molecular function: beta-catenin binding; phosphatidylinositol-4,5-bisphosphate binding. Gene Ontology annotation, cellular component: plasma membrane.
AUGGAGCUAAAGCGGGGAAAGACCUUCAUCAAAUCCAGCCUGCAGAUUUCUCAUGAGAAACCCUCUGACUCAGUGGCUACCGCUCCCGGAAGGGAGGACGCAGGCCCAUGGCUGGUCUCACCGGGAGGGCAGCAGAAGCUCCAUGGUGAGAAGGGCUCCCAGGCGAGUCCUGGUGCCCAAGGGCAUGGCAGGUACCCCAACAAGGGCGCUCCGCCCAACCCCGAUGGAAGCCCUGUGGCCCUUUGUGGAGCCACCUUCAAGCUUGUGCGGAAGAGCAAGACUCACGACAGUGUUCUGGGAGCCAGCAGGGCGGCCAGCACCCCAGGGCAGCUGGUGGGGAGCACGAGCUUCCCGGGGACUCCCAGUGGCCCACGCAUAAUUGACUACCGCCACUUUGUGCCCCAGAUGCCCUUUGUGCCAGCUGUGGCCAAAAGCAUCCCAAGGAAGAGGAUCUCCCUGAAAAAGCCCAAGAAGUGCUUCCGGAACCUGUUCCACAUGCGCAAAAGUAAGACUGAGAACUUGGCUGCCCUGGCAAGCACGGGAAAGAGCCUGCCCUCCCCUGGAGACCCAUCGCUUCCUGCAGGGCAACAAGGCCAAGGCUGCUUCUCCCUGGGGGAGGGCCUGGGGCUGGACAGCCUGGGGCAGGACCUGUCUGACAGUGAGCUCCUGCCGGACUCUCUCGACCUGUGCCGGGUCUUGUGUGAGGACGUGGCCUCUCUCAAGAGCUUCGACUCGCUGACAGGCUGUGGAGAAAUCUUUGCAGAUGAGAGCUCAGUGCCAUCCCUAGAGCUCAGUGACAGUCCUGAGAGCCCUGCCUGGGGACCUCAGACCCUGGAGAACAAGGCCUCCAGGGGCCCCUCUCCAGGCAGCAAGGAGCAGCUGGCAUCUUCUGCGCAGAAUGAAGUUUCUGAUUUCACUAAGUUCUGGGAUAGCGUGACUCGCUCAGUGCGGCAGCAGCAGCAGCGCACGCUGCUGGGCCCGGGGCUGGCCAGCCCCCAGGGCAUGGACACAGCCCAGCCUAGGCCUGACGCAGCUGGGCUGGCUGAACUGCCCCUGCUCCCCUGCAGGGGCCCUCCCAGUGGGUCCAAAGCCAGCUCCAUUGACACAGGCACCCCCAAGAGUGAGCAGCCAGAGUCUGUGUCCACAAGUGACGAAGGCUACUAUGACUCCUUCUCGCCAGGCCUCGAGGAGGACAAGAAGGAGACCCCGAGCCCCAGCGCACCCGCAGCUGCCUUCCCCAGGGACAGCUACAGUGGGGAUGCCCUUUAUGAGCUGUUCUAUGACCCCAGUGAGGGCCCUGUUGGCCCUAGCCUGGAUGAUGAUCUCUGUGUGUCUGAGAGCCUGUCAGGCCCGGCCCUGGGGACCCCACUUUCCAUGUGCAGCUUCCACGUGGGGGCUGAGGAGAACCUGGCCCCGGCCCCGGGGCCUGACCUGCUCAGCCAGGGCUUUCUGCAGAGCUCCUGGAAGGGCAAGGAAUGCCUGCUGAAGCUCUGUGACACAGAGCUGGCCAUCACCAUGGGCAUUGUCAACUGGCUCCGCCGCACCCCACCUGCAGCCACUCCUGUCCCUGUGGAGCCCAAAGACCCAGCUGGCCCUCCGAGGGGGCCCUGGGGACAAGAGGAGAAACUGGAGGGCAAGAGGGACCAGGCUCCAGAUGCAGGCAGGGCCACAGUGUGCUCGGCCCCCAGCAGAAAGGCGCACCUGGAUGUCCAAGGCCUGCUCACUGGGGAGGGUGUAGCUCCAGUGGGGACAGAAAAGGGGACCAUAGCCCCAUCCCAGGAAUCCCCCCUAGAGGAGGGGCCCCAAGGCCAUCCUGAAGGCUUCCUCUCUUCUGUGGAGUCUGAAGCCACAGCAGCAACAGACACUUCUAGGAAAAGCAGAGCUGCGAACCCUCCUGCUUGGCCCAAUUCACAGAAAGGGGCAGGGCCGCUUGGAGACCCAAGACAUUGCCAAGGCCCCUGGAGGCCGGGUUACGGAGGAAGGACUCUAGAGGCAGGGCCUGUACUGGCAGACUGCUUGGCCCAUGUGGCAGCCCUGCAGUUCCACUUGGAUGGCCAGCGUCCCAGGCAGGACACCGGUAGUGGGCUCUUCAGGCAGCCUCAGGCCUGGAAUCCCAACUUUCUGCAACAAAAACAGACUGGCAGCUCCCCUACUGCGCUUGCUGUCUGUUGCCUGCCCGCCUCAGCCAGCUCACAAGACGAGAAGCAUCCAGACCUCAUCCUGAACCUGAGCCAGCUCAGGUUGGAACCUGCCAGGUUGGGUGCCCAAGCCUGCGCCUCUGUGGAGAACCUGAACCUGCAGCGCAGCCCCAAGGUUGUGGAGCAGGCAGCACACAGGGUUUGUCUGGACUGUGGGCCUCCCUCAGCCCCUGCUGCCCCGGGAAGCCCCCGAGGCCACUCCCCAGAAAUCCUGACCCUCACUCUGGACACUGAGGUAAAGGGCUCCUCUUCAAGUAACCCCAAAUGCUGCUGCACUCCUGGCCAGAAGUUGGGCCCCCAGGCCAGCUGCAGCCAAGCCCCACCCACAGCACAGGUCACUUGCGCUAGAAACCAUGGCUUGAUGGCCUUCAUGAGGAGAUCCUAG